CUCUACACUCCACACACCACUGCAGGCUUCUGUCAUGAAGUAUGUUUCCUAAACACAUAGACGAUAAAUACAGCAGAAGAGAGAGGAUGGUCUCCAUUCUGGCAUCUUAAAAAUGAUGAAAAUCCUCUGCUGCUGAACCAUCCAGCAACACUGGAUCUUGUGGACUCACAGCCAACACUAUGUGGAAGCUUCUGUUAGCUGCUGUUAAAAAAAGAGGACACGCCAAUAAAGGAAUGGCAAUAUAUAAGAAUGGCUUGACCAUCUGCGCCCUUCUAGUGACUCUCACUAUUUUGGAAACAGGGAACUUCAGUGAUUCUUCAAGUCAGGUUUUACCGGUACACAAUGAAGAAGAACCCUUUCUACCUCACACCAGGGAGAAAAGGAAUGUGCCUACAGGCCAAUGGAAUUACAUCAUUGAUGUUGUCGUGAAUGCCUCUAAUGUAGAAACAUUUGAGCAGAUUCGGUCCUCAUUGAAUGCCACUAGUCUUCCCAAUCAACUGGAUAACAACACAAAGGUCUCUGACAUUAGCAUCACAACAGUGUGUUCCUCGACUGGAACUGGCUCCCUGUGCAGAUGUGAGGAACAUUUUGCUUGGCCAUACAGCAGCUGUGUCACAUAUGGAGCCUGUGAUCACUUAUCCAGUGGCAUCUGUAAAUGCAUCAAUGUCAUUCCAGCUGAUGGCCAGUUCUGUCAGCCAAUAUCAGCACUGCUAGCUCAGGUUGAGUAUGCAGUGGAUGUGGAGCUGAAUGUAGCAGAUUUUGAAACAGUGGACUACCUUAGGAGUUUCCUGGACAAUGGCAACGUUCCUCUGACCUUGGCUCCCACUGUGAAUGUCACACAAGUUGACAUCACCACAGUGUGUUAUCUAAAUGGUACCAACUCCCAGUGCCGAUGUGAGGAACAGUAUGUGUGGUCACAUGGAGACUGUAAUACGUAUGGAGCCUGUGAUGAGGUCAUUGACGAAACGUGUGGGUGUAUCAACAAUAUUCCAACCAAUGGGCGAUUCUGCAAGCCAAAGACAGCUCCCCCAGUUGUUUACGAAUACAUCCUUUCUGUUGAGUUGAACAUCUCAGAUGUCACACUAAUAAACCAACUCAGGAUCAUUCUGAAAAACAUCAAUCACCCCAUCAACAUCAACAACCAAAUACAAAUCAACAACGUCAACAUUUCUACAGUUUGCUCUCUGAGCAGUGGUGGUUACCAGUGCAGAUGUGAGGACCAGUAUCUUUGGUCAUGUGACCAGUGCUUUACGUACGGGUCCUGCAACAACAUCACUGAUGACACAUGUGGAUGUAUCAGUGCCAUUCCCCGUGAUGGAAUAUACUGCCAGCCUGCUGAUUGGAACAACUUCACAGCUUGUCCCCUAACAACAGUCUCUCCAUCACCAACACCAACAACUCCUCCAGUUGUUUAUGAAUACAUCUUUUCUAUUGAGUUGAACAUCUCAGAUAUUACAGUAGUAAAUCAACUGAGGAACAUUCUGAGAAACAUCAAUUACCCAAUCAGCAUCACCAACCGAAUACAAAUCAAUGAUGUCAACAUUUCUACAGUUUGCUCUCUGGGAAGUGGUGGUUACCAGUGCAGAUGUGAGGACCAGUAUCGCUGGUCAUGUGACCAGUGUUUCCUGUACAGAUCCUGUGACAACAUUACUGAUGACACAUGUGCAUGUAUCAGUGUCAUUCCUCCUGAUGGACAAUACUGCAAGCCUGCUGAUCAGCACAGAUUCACCUCCUGUCCUGUUACAACACCCCCUCCAUCACCAACUCCUCAAGUCGUCUAUGAAUACCUGAUAUCUAUUGAGUUAAACACCACAGAUGUUACAGUAAUAGAUAGACUGAGAACCUUCAGUUACCCAAUCAGCAUUAACGAUGACGUUCAAGUCUCUGACAUCAACAUUACUACAUUCUGCUCUCUGAGCAGUGGUGGUUACCAGUGCAGUUGUGAAGACCAGUAUCGUUGGUCAUGUGACCAGUGUUUCCUGUAUGGAUCCUGUGACAACAUCACUGAUGACACAUGUGGAUGUAUCAGUGCCAUUCCUCCUGAUGGACAAUACUGCCAGCCUGCUAAUCAGCACAACUUUACAGCUUGUCCUCUUACAACAACUCCAUCACCAACAGCCUCUGCAGCUCCUCCAGUUGUUUAUGAAUACAUCAUUUCUGUUGAGCUGAACAUCUCAGAUGUCACACUAAUAAAUCAACUCAGGACCAUACUGAGAAAUAUCAGUUACCCUGUCAGCAUCAACAACCAAAUACAAAUCACAAGCAUCGACCUCUCUACAGUUUGCUCUCCGAGCAGUGGUAGUUACCACUGCAGAUGUGAGGACCAGUAUCGUUGGUCAUGUGACAAGUGCUCUAUGUACGGAUCCUGUGACAACAUCACUGAUGACACAUGUGGAUGUAUCAGCACCAUUGCUCCUGAUGGACAAUACUGCCAGCCUGUUGAUCAGCACAACUUCACAGUUUGUUCUGAAACAACACCUGCUCCAUCUCCAACAUCUCCUCUGGCUCUUUAUGAAUACAUCAUUUCUGUUGAGUUGAACAUCUCAGAUGUCACACUACUAAAUCAACUCAGGACCAUUCUGAGACACAUCAGUUACCCUGUCAGCAUCAACAACCAAAUACAAAUCCAUGAUGUCAACAUCACUACAGUUUGUUACCCAAACGGUAAAACAUUCCAGUGCAAAUGUGAAGAACAGUAUCGUUGGCCCUGUCAGAUGUGCUCUACUUUUGGCAACUGUGAUGAUAUAAUUGACAAUACUUGUGAAUGCAUCAAUGCCAUUCCUCCAUAUGGGCUUUAUUGCCAGACAGUGUCCGAUCUCUUUAUUUGCCCAUCACCAAAUCCUCCAAAUGGUACAACAACUGUUGCACCAACACAGAACACUACAAUCUUAACACCACCCCCUACAGUCAUAACUGACACAACACUGAUUUAUACAACAAACUUGAACACAACACCUGUGACUGUAGUGACCAAUUCAACAUCUGUUGUGACAACAGAUAUGAACACUGCAACAGCUAAUACACCAACAGCAAGUCUAACUAGCUCAACAACAGUCUCUACAACAGCUGUGAACACAACAGCAGUUACAACAACAACAACAGCUGUAACAAACUCAACAACAGUUGCUACCACAACAGCAGUUACCACAACACCAACAAUUAUAACAAGCCCAACAACAGUCGCUACCACAGCUGUGAGCACAACAGCAGUUACAACACCAACAAUUACAACAAACUUCACAACACUUUCCACCACAGCUGUGAAUACAACAGCAGUUACUAUGACACCAACAAUUAUAACAAACUCAUCAACAGCUGGUGCCACAACUGUGAACACUACAGCAAUUACUACAACACCAACAAUUAUAACAAACUCAACUGCAGUUGCUACAACAGUUGUGAACACAACAACAGUUACCAUGACACCAACAAUUAUAACAAACUCAACAACAGCUGAUGCCACAACUGUGAACUCAACAGCAAUUACUACAACACCAACAAUUAUAACAAACUCAACUGCAGUUGCUACAACAGUUAUGAACACAACAACAGUUACCACGACACCAACAAUUUUAACAAACUCAACUGCAGUUGCUACAACAGUUGUGAACACAACAACAGUUACCAUGACACCAACAAUUAUAACAAACUCAACAACAGCUGAUGCCACAACUGUGAACUCAACAGCAAUUACUACAACACCAACAAUUAUAACAAACUCAACUGCAGUUGUUACUACAGUUGUGAACACAACAACAAUAAUAACAAACUCAACAACAGUUGCUACCACAGCUGUGAACACAACAGCAGUUACUACAACACCGACAAUUAUAACAAACUCAACAACAGCUGAUGCUACAACUGUGAACACAACAGCAAUUACUACAACAUCAACAAUUAUAACAAACUCAACUGCACUUGCUACUACGGUUGUAAACACAACAACAGUUACCACGACACCAACAACUAUAACAAACUCAACAGUUGCUACCACAGCUGUGAACACAACAGCAAUUACUACAACACCAACAAUUACAAACUCAACUUCAGUUGCUAAUACGGUUGUGAACACAACAGUUACUACGACACCAACAAUUACAACAAAUUCAACACAAAUUGCUCCAACACAUCCAAACACUACGACGGCUACCACAGUUUCACCAACAACUGCAGUAACCAAUUCAACACCUGUUGCUACAACAGAUGUGAACACUACAACAACUGAUACACCAAUAACACUUAUAACAUAUACAACAGCAGUUGUCACAACAGGUGUGAACAUAACAACAGUUCCCUCAACACCAACAACUGUAACAUAUUCAACAACAAUUGCUACAACAGUUGCCACAACACCAAUGACAACUUCAACAACAGCUGCAACACCAGUAACAACUGCAACCUCUACCCCAGCUCCAACCACAGCUCUCACAACAGCAAGAACCACCAAGGCUACUACCACAACUAUGAUGGCAUCCACCAAAGCCACUACCAGGGUUACUACUACUAUUUCCCCCACCACUACCCCCACAACUGCUACUGGUAGCAGUGCCCCUUCAACAACCAGGGCUUCCACUUCUACACCUGCAAUAACAACCAUGCCUCCUACUACAGCUGCUACAGGAUUUGAUGUGGAAAUGUCAGUCGAAUUAGACAAGGAAUACACAGCAGAAUUGAAUGAUGCAACAAGUGCAACAUACAAGGAUCUUGAAAGAAGGAUUAAUGCAGUGUUAGAGAAGCAGUAUGAAGGACUCACAGGGUUUAUCGAUGUUUCUGUGAGCAGAUUCAGAGAAGGAAGCAUAAUCACAGACUUUGUUGUUGAGACAACUGAAGUUAUUGCGGAUGAAGUGGCUGAAGCAAAUGGAAAACUCCGUGAAGCAAUGCAGCCCAUUGCCACUGUCAUUGGCCCAGUUACUGCAUCAUACAACAGUACAACUACAAUCAGCUUUCCAAGCCUUACUUAUACUGGAAACACCAUGUUGCUGACGUGUGGGCCUCCUGAAAACGUUAAUGUAGGACUAAUCUCUGGUUCUGUGUGGAAAUUUCAAGGGAGGGAAAUUAAAGAGAGUGGAAGGCUUGAAGUAACUACUUCUAGCAUGAAGUCUGUGCUUACAGUUAAGAAUGUCAUCCUUGCUGAUAUUGGACAUUAUGAAUGUACUCUGAUGGGUGGAGUCAUAAAUUUCCACCAAAAUGGAGAUAUAACAAGAAAUGAAAUCAGACCAGCUCCCAUUGUACGACUACAGAGUAGAGUUAAUGUUAAAUGUGACGGGACAGAGGAACAAAAACCACUUCAGUGUUGCGUACAGUACCCCUAUAAGGUCAGGUGGUUUUUAGACUCAACUGAUUUACCCUUAGAUGUCACUGUCACUACUAAUAAUGGAGAAACCUACUGCAUCACGCAUGAUUACCAGCUACAGAGCUGCAGCGAGUCACAGUCAAUACAGUUUACUUGUAAAGUAGAUGACCCUGAGGGUUAUGAAAAGACGACAAAUAUGAUCAUUUUCAGAGAGGAAUUUAAAUGUAAGGAUCCACCAUAUGGGACUGGACGAGUGAACGACAUAUCAACCAUAGGAUGUGACAAUGGUCAAGAGGGGAGCAGGACUGCUGUCUGUCAGGAAACAGGAGAGUGGAACAUUUUGGAGGACACCUGCAUCAUAACACAAAUCAAGGAAUUAUUAAUUGAUUCAGAGGAUUUGGUUGUGGAGGAAGUACCAGUCUUUGUGGUGAAUCUAAGUGCCACUGUCAGAGAAGAAAAAACAGAAGUUGCAAAUUCAUCUGCAACCAUAUCAGCUAUUGUUGACAUCAUACAAAACAUUGCAACUGUUUCCACUGAGGAAGUCACUCGGCCUGUCAUAGAGAAUAUACUUGAAACAGUUGAUGUCAUCAUUGGUGAUGAUUCAAGAGAAUCCUGGGCAGUUCUGAAUGCAAAUCAAACUCGCAAUGCAAGCUCAGAAUUAUUGGCAUCACUGGAGUCCCUCUCUAAUGGGUUGGUCGGUGAGUUUGACUUUGCAACUGAACGGAUCCUGCUCAACAGAACCACGUUUAAUAACUCCUUCAGGGCCGAUCUGAACAACAGCAUCCUCAUAGACAUUCCAGAUACCAACUUGUUCAACGUCUCUAUCACUACCAUCACCUUCUCCACCCUUUACAAUGUUAUGCCACCACGAAACUCCAGCUUUGAAGUCAGCCUCUUCAACACCACCAGUAACGACACUGUCACUGCUAAUGCCAUCAAUGCUGCUGUGGUGCUGGUCCAAAUAAAUGAAACAAUUAGGAAUGUUACGUUGAGCUACGACAAGCUAAACAGUUCCCUUUCACUAUACCCACAGUGCGUCUUCUGGAACUUUACACUCUUUGAUAAACUGGGUGCUUGGGAUGAUAAGGGUUGUACGUUUGUUUCCGACAUAAACAACACCAUAACCUGCAGCUGUAACCAUCUCACCUCCUUCUCAAUUCUGAUGGCAACAGACAUCCCUCAAGACCUGAUACUAGCCUUGGAUAUAAUCACUUAUGUUGGAGUUGGGAUAUCUCUGGCAAGCUUAGUUGUAUGUCUCAUUAUUGAAGGAUAUGUUUGGAAAGCCAUUACCAGAAAUAGCACUGCCUUCAUGCGUCAUGUUUCCAUCAUUAACACUGCCCUGUCCCUGUUGAUUGCUGACAUCUGUUUCAUCAUCGCUGCCUCAAUUGCUAAGAACCCCCUUGAAAACCCAAGGGAGGACUAUACAGUUUCAGUUGGACCAUGCAGCACGGCAACAUUUUUUAUGCACUUUUUCUUCCUUGCGCUUUUCUUUUGGAUGCUUGUGUCAGGCCUUCUGCUCUUUUACCGGACGGUCAUGGUUUUCUCCCACAUGUCCAAAUCAACCAUGUUGGCCAUUGGCUUCACUUUAGGCUACGGGUGCCCUCUGAUGAUAGCUGUUAUUACUGUUGCUGUCACGGCACCAAACAAUGAAUACAUCAGGAGAGACCAGGCUUGUUGGCUCAACUGGUUCGAGUCCAUGGCCCUGCUGGCCAUGGUGAUACCUGCCUUGACUAUAGUUUUCAUCAACAUUUUAAUUGUAAUUGUGGUCUUGUUCAAAAUGCUGAGAAGGGGUGUUGGAGAUGCUGCUCAAACAGAUGAAAAGCAUACAAUGGUGGUCAUUAUAAGGUGUGUGGUCAUUUUGACUCCUUUAUUUGGACUGACCUGGUCUUUGGGAGUGGGAACCAUGAUAUCACCAACAGAUAGAGGAAUCCAUAUUGCCUUUGCAUUCUUCAAUUCACUACAGGGUUUCUUUAUUUUAGUAUUUGGGACACUGUUUGACUCAAAGAUCCGUUCUAUCCUCUCAAGAAAGUUACCUACAUCAAGCACAGGCUCUGGCUCUAACCCAGCAAGAAGUACAAGUACUGGCAUUUCUUCUGUCAGUGGACUAAGCUGGAUAAGUCGACUGCGUGGAAGACGAUAUAUCUACCGCGUGUCAGAAGCUGCUAACUCAAGCAGUACUGGUGCAUCAGAGUCAUUCAUCAAUAUCUGAAUCAACGCAAACUGUACACAUAAAAUUAAUUUCAUUACUGAAUCAAAAGAUCUACCUUUUAUUGUACGAUUUCUCAGUACAUAACCAGAAACUUAAAAGCAUUAACUUCACUAGGGUGAUACUGUUAAAGCUGGUGCAAUAAGACUGGUCAGAAGAAAAUAGUGUGGCCCCAAAGAGCAUUAGAAGAUGUUUGGAUAGUGAUGUUAUUUCUGUGAUGGGAAGCUCUAGCUCUAGCUAGUAUGACUUAUCUGAAAUGUAAAGUUCAGUGACACAAUGUGGUGAAUAAAACUGUGAAAUGGUAUUUGAAA
Molecule: messenger RNA, 7810 nt
Organism: Epinephelus lanceolatus (giant grouper)
Lineage: Eukaryota; Metazoa; Chordata; Actinopteri; Perciformes; Serranidae
Biological process (GO): cell surface receptor signaling pathway; adenylate cyclase-activating G protein-coupled receptor signaling pathway
Cellular component (GO): membrane
Molecular function (GO): G protein-coupled receptor activity
Source: RefSeq, a predicted model, not a curated record